AUGAGUGACGCUGAGACACCGAAAACAACCGCAUUCACUGUCGAGGCCUACUCAAACCGACAAGUGCGGCUAACAGACGAGCCAAACUUCGAAAAUGUAGCUUCUGUUAGGAAAGCAUCCAGAAUGGAGCCACUCCACAAUGCACAGUCUUCCUUCUUCGGCGGCUUUACCAGUCGGACUGUUCCGCACUCUAAGUAUCACGACAUUCAAGUAUACCAGGCACGAUUACAGCUACCCUGGUGGAUGUCAACGAGACUCUGGGAUAUUCAGUCAUACCGAGCGCAUGCUGGAUGGAAGUUCUCCCUGAGAGUUUGGACAGUCCGACCUCGCCAUACUCCUAUAUUCGAUCAUACACGGAACGGCGACUGGACACUCGCGCUACGUGAAAUCGAGGAGCAUCGGGCAUCUUUGUUCGACCGUGACGAUCAGGGAGCCACACUGCUUUAUUAUGCAGUCAGUUGGGAAAGAGUCGAAAUCAUUCGUCAUUUGCUUGGUAUGGGUUUACACUUCGACGACAUGGAUGGCCAAAGCUUUGGUUUCGUUCCAUAUUUACGCAUUUUACGCUUAUGCAAACCGAACGAAAUAUUGGAGCUCUUCAAAAUUUGGGUUCACGUCGCCCUCGAUGACUGCCUGGAAGAUUAUUUUACCCCAGGCGAGACCACCGCGAAUCUAUCUGCCAUCUCUAGCUUUAUAUGGACCGAAAACGAAGUUCACCAAUACAUAACGAGAAGCCUGGCGACCACGUACUAUCAACUCCCGCUGAAAGUACGUUACGCGCAUUUAGACUGGUUCCAUGUCGACCCACAGAUCCUACUACACGAUAUACAGCACGAUGGAGGUAUCAAGCCCGCUGACUUCAGUGUGAUUCUCGAUACACGAGUAAAAAGCUCUCUAGAGAGCCUCGUAACGUGGUACGUAAUGAUGCAGGACUCCGAUGAGGUGUCUAGCUGGAGAAAACUUGUGCGGUGGGUUGUUCAAGGAGUGUCCUCUCAAAGGCUCAGCAUGCAGAUGUCUUUUGAUGCCACCGAGGAGAAACCCCGUUAUUACACACCACUCAUUUCCGCGCUUUACAAGACUUUUUGGGAUCACUCAGAAUAUAAACGCAAAACCUGCCUAUUUCUACGAAAGUGGCUGGAGGACGUGCAGAUCUCAGGUCAUGACCUCGAAGAAUACGGCCGUCGAGAGAUGGAGUAUCUCAAGCGCGAGGUGCGGCUGCAAGAAGAACGUUUGAGCACCCGGUUUGAAGGUAUGAUCAAGCCUAGUGUGCGACUGGUAUCUUUCACUUAUGGGCCAGAGCCUGGAGACUGGAACCUUGUCUGGAGUCUGGAAGCUGAGGAAUACGCCGGCGAGUUUUGGGAUCUGGUCGAGAAUCCACCUUUACAUCUUCCGGGAGGAUGGGUGGACGAUGACAGUUCGGACGAUGGCUGGUGA
This is a messenger RNA of Colletotrichum paranaense, 1431 nucleotides long. RefSeq lists its product as uncharacterized. NCBI's taxonomy places the organism in Eukaryota, Fungi, Ascomycota, Sordariomycetes, Glomerellales, Glomerellaceae. The coding region runs from base 1 to 1431 and encodes 476 amino acids. The record is from RefSeq and is a predicted model, not a curated record. The transcript has 3 exons. Gene Ontology annotation, molecular function: protein binding.